AAUGGGAGGACAUGCUUCGACUCUCCCGAUCACUCCCUUCCAAGGGAUGAUUUCAAAAANAAAAAUGCUGGCAAGAGCUCGAGCAGGAAAAGGCUAACACUAAGCAGGAGGAACCCAACGUUCUCGCGAAACAUCGAUUCAAUGAAGCGUUCCGAGCCCCGAAAGUGGAGUUCGACUCGCUGGCUCGAAGCGAUAGAUCCAGCUCAGACAAUGUGAAACUCAUGGCUCACUCCUUAGCUACGAAUUCAGAUAUACCACCAUCUCUGCUAUGCGCUCACAUUUGGUCAAGGCAAUGUAAAUAGUACAUAGUGGCGAGUGGCGCACUACCAUAUACACCCAUGGUCUUGUCCUGAGUCCCGAUCGAUUCUCACCCAGGCCAAGCAACCAUUCCAUCCAAGGUCGGAAAGGCUUCCAGGAAUUUUUCGCGAGAAAGACUUCUACGAGGUCAUUUCCAUCAUUCCAAAUCUGCUAGCAUUUCCCCCCGCUUGA
Molecule: messenger RNA, 489 nt
Organism: Haemonchus placei
Lineage: Eukaryota; Metazoa; Nematoda; Chromadorea; Rhabditida; Trichostrongylidae
Source: the annotation of a GenBank genome assembly